Nakaseomyces glabratus is the source of this 1323-nucleotide messenger RNA. RefSeq names its product COMPASS subunit protein SWD1 (gene SWD1). Gene Ontology annotation, cellular component: Set1C/COMPASS complex. Gene Ontology annotation, molecular function: protein binding. The record is from RefSeq and is a predicted model, not a curated record. NCBI's taxonomy places the organism in Eukaryota, Fungi, Ascomycota, Saccharomycetes, Saccharomycetales, Saccharomycetaceae.
AUGAAUUUGUUGCUACAGGAUCCUUUCUCUGUUUUGAAAGACUAUCCUGAAAAGCUAGUGCAUACACUAGAAAAUCCUUUGAACACAGAAUGUCUGGAAUUUAGUCCCGGUGGUGAUUAUUUAGCAUUGGGUUGCUCUAAUGGUGCUGUCAUUAUCUAUGAUAUGGAUACUCUUAAGCCCAUAACAAUGCUUGGUAGUAAAUUGGGGGGUCAUGUGCAAGCCGUGAAUUCGGUUUCAUGGUCUGGAUGUGGAAGAUAUUUGAUUACUACAUCACGAGAUUGGUUUAUUAAAUUAUGGGAUUUAGCUAAACCUGGAGAACCUUUGAAAGAAGUUUUAAUGAGUUCCUCCGUAUGGAGUUGUUGCUGGGUAGAUGAAAGUAAAUUCACAGCUGUUGCAACUGUAUUUGAAGAAAAGGACGCCUUCUAUAUUGACUUUCACACUGAGUUGAGUUCACCAUCCGUCUUACCUGUUGUUACACAAAAUAACGAAGAUUCAUCAGGAAAUAAAGGUUAUGUACUAGUCGCAUUACCUCAUCCCAAACAUCGAGAUAUCAUUGUCGUAGGUUCAUCAAAAGGAUGGCUCACAUUCUAUCAAGUAAAAUGUACAUCGGUUGUAGAAUUUAACAUAAUCAAGGAAGAAAGGGUGGCUGCCUCAAAUGUGAAGCAUAUAAUAAUCUCGAACAAUGGUGAUAGAUUAGCUACAAGUUCAGCAGAUAGGACAAUACGACAAUUUUCUAUGAAAAUUGGAUAUAGUGAAGAUAACGAGAAUCUCUCAAUCGAACUAGAACAAGAAUGUAAGUACCAAGAUGUUAUCAAUAAACUGCAAUGGAAUUGUAUCUUCUUCAGUAAUAAUUCAGCAGAAUAUCUUGUUGCUUCCGCUCACGGUUCUUCUGCUCACGAGCUGUACAUUUGGGAAACUGGCGCGGGCACAUUAGUUCGCGUUCUAGAGGGAGCAGAAGAGGAACUUAUGAAUAUCAGCUGGAAUUUUAAUAAUAUGUGCAUUGCUUGUAAUGGAUUUGAAACUGGUAGUAUAUAUAUAUGGUCGAUUGUAAUUCCUCCUAAAUGGAGUGCACUGGCACCAGAUUUUGAAGAAGUUGAGGAGAAUGUCGAAUAUGAUGAAAAAGAGGAUGAAUUUGAUCAAGUUGAUCUUGAUGAACAAAGACAAGAGAUGACAGAAGCAGAAGAAGUACCUAUUGAUUUGGUCACACCAGAACAAUUUGAUGUAAGGUGUAAUGACUUGUCUAAAAGGUAUUUUACGAUUCCGAUGGAUUACCAACAUAUCUUAUUACUUAAAUCCUCAAACAUGAUGACAGAUGAUAUUUAA